Molecule: messenger RNA, 3845 nt
Organism: Ostrinia nubilalis (European corn borer)
Lineage: Eukaryota; Metazoa; Arthropoda; Insecta; Lepidoptera; Crambidae
Product: WD repeat domain phosphoinositide-interacting protein 3
Exons: 6
Coding region: 94-1140 (348 amino acids)
Biological process (GO): protein localization to phagophore assembly site; autophagy of mitochondrion; nucleophagy
Cellular component (GO): cytosol; phagophore assembly site membrane; extrinsic component of membrane
Molecular function (GO): protein binding; phosphatidylinositol-3,5-bisphosphate binding; phosphatidylinositol-3-phosphate binding
Source: RefSeq, a predicted model, not a curated record
CGCAAAGUUGAUGGAGUGUGCAAUGGUGAUUGAAGUUACAUUUUGUUUAUUGUUUUAAUUACAAUCUUAUUAUUUUUUUAUUCGAUCUUUACAAUGAACUUAUCUGAAGAUAACGCGUUUGGAAAUGGCCUAUUGUAUGUGGGUUUUAACCAAGAUCAAGGUUGUUUCGCUUGUGGCACUGAGAAUGGGUUCCGCGUCUUUAAUAGUGAUCCUUUGAAAGAAAAAGAAAGGCAAAAUUUCGCCGAAGGAGGCCUGUCUUACGUAGAGAUGUUGUUUAGAUGUAACUAUAUGGCUUUAGUCGGGGGUGGAAAAACCCCCGUUUAUCCUCCAAACAGAGUUAUCAUUUGGGAUGAUUUGAAGAAAGAUUCUGCUAUUUCCCUUGAUUUUAAUAGCCCUGUUAAAGCUGUGAAGCUACGCAGAGAUCGAAUUGUUGUUGUUUUGGAAAAUUUAAUAAAGGUUUAUACAUUUACUGCUCAGCCACAGCUACUUCAUGUUUUUGAGACAUGCCAAAACUCUCGUGGGCUAUGUGUUGUGUGCCCAAACAGCAAUAAUGCAUUGCUUGCCUAUCCAAGUAGAAAACCCGGUCAUGUUCAACUGGUGGAGUUGAGCAGUCAUGCAGGAACCAGCACAGCACCAGAAGGACAUCUAAUAGCUGCUCACGAGGCUCCACUGGGCUGCCUGGCUCUGAACGUAGGAGGCACUAGGCUGGCCACUGCCUCGACCAAAGGCACACUCAUUCGUGUAUUUGACACUUCUACCGGACAAAAGCUUGCUGAAUUAAGACGAGGGGCUCAUCAGGCAACUAUCUACUGUAUUAACUUUAACCACACAAGCACUAACUUGUGUGUGACAUCGGACCAUGGAACAGUUCAUGUAUUCAGUCUAGAAGAUGAGAAAUUGAAUAAGCAGUCAAGCUUGGCAACUGUGAAUUUCUUACCCAAAUAUUUUUCUAGUAAUUGGAGUUUCUGCAAGUUUACUAUACCAAAUGGGCCUCCAUGCAUUUGUGCAUUUGGAGUAGAUAAGAGUUCUAUAAUAGUAAUUUGUGCUGAUGGAUCAUACUACAAAUACAAAUUCAAUGAAAAAGGUGAGUGUACAAGAGAUGUAUAUGCCCAGUUUCUGGAAACAUCCGAGGAUAGAUAAAUAAAUGCUGCAAUGAUGAAGCUGGAUGAAAUAAGUCAGCCAAGUUUAAUGGACUUCAGUGAUGUUUUCUUUUUGACUUACAUGUAAUUGGCAUCGAAGGGUCUGGGUAAAAUUGGCAUUGUUUUUAUUUUAUUUUAGCAGCAACAAAUACCUUUAAUGGAAGGAACACAUAUUAUUAAAGGAACAAUACAUUUUAUGGACCACAUAGUUACUCACGAAUAAAAUCUGUGUCUCGCCUAUCUAGAUAAUUGAUUUUAUUGGUUUCAAAAAAUAAAAGAUACCCAUUAGAUGUUUUAAGGUUAAGGUUUUACUCGCCUCAUAAUCUAUAGAGGGAUUCGUAACGGCAUUUGUAAUGAGUACAAACAAGUAAUGAUUAAUACAAAACAAUAAUAUGCCUGCUGCUAAAAUAAAAAACGACGCUACGAACUUCCCAAUGGCCAUUGAUGUCUCGCCCUUAUUUUAUAAUGACUGAGAAAUUAUAAAUUGAUUUGUUAAGUAGCUAUGACAAAAAACCUUUUUUCGGUAAAAGGGGUUUGCCUAUAGAUAUGAAAUUUUAUUGUGGUAUAGUCAAUGACCGCAAAUAAACACGACAUAUGCGAGUAAAAGGAAGUGCACAACUUGCUGUAUAAUUUAAGGAGUUUCAACAGACAUACGAAAACGCUAUUUCAUCUUACGCGUAUUUCUUCCAUUAAAAAUGUCCUUAUAAGUGACAGACAAAAUUAAAUAUCCUACAUAAAAGUUUGAAACUCCUAGGUUGAGUUGGCACAUUCCUACAAUUGGAUUAUUUGCAUUAAUAUUGUAAGUAAUUUAAUUAAAAUAUGAGGCUCACUUUUGCUGAGGCGAGAAUGAUUGUUUCGGAAAAAGUCCGCUUCUCAUUUUCAGUGUGUAAACCCUAUUUUAUUAGUAAUAGACACUAGUUUUUUGGAUAGAUGACGAAUACUUACGACACGGUGCAGAUUUUUUGUAUUUUAAGUAUGUUACAGAUAAAAGCAAGUUUUUUAACUUUAUAAUGUAAAUUAUAAUUAUAGAAGAAUUCAAUGACUUACAAAUAUUGCAAGUUACGAACGUGUCACUCGAACAUUAUGUAAUGUUGAAAUUAAAUUUUUAAUGUGAUUUUCAAAAUCAGUACAACUGAAUUUUAAUAUAAUUACCUAUAUUUGUCAAAAUCUAUUGCGUGUUGUGUUUAACUUCAUAAAUGUUAUUGAUUUAAAUAAACAUUACAAAAUGUUAUCUUUAAUUUUGCAAAUCAUAAAUGCAUCAAACAUGUCCUACAAGGUCUAAAUGAAAUCGCGUAUAUCUUGAAAGGUUGGUUGGUUGCAUCAUAAAUACAUCACUUAGAUUAAUUAAUACCACAAAUGUUGUCCCGUUCUAAGAGGGAGAUUGGAUGCUUUAGGCAGCAUCAUAAAAGUACUUCACAACAUUCAAAAAUCCAUAUUGACACUGACUGAAAUUUUGCGAUAACAUAAUGAACUGAUAACAAUGAGAAAUCUACGAUUUCAUUUACAUCAUGUAUGAUUUGGACAGAUUGUCUGUAUGACUGAACAACUAUGUUAACAACAAAUUAUUAAGAAAUAAACUGUAUGUAGUACUUAUAAUAUAUUUUUAGGACUUCUUGAUGCUUGAAAUUAAGAAUGUAAAAUAUUUUACAACAUAAUAAUUAAUUCAAUGCUUCUUCUUAGUAUUUCUUUUUUUUAUUAGCCAAAGAUAUCAUAUCAUCGGUGUUUAUCCUAUCAUCAUAAUACUGUUUAGUCCUAAGUCAAAGUUGACUAAACUUGUGAAAGAAAAUUAGCCUAAAUUCUUAACUCUAUACUCUAUUGAUAAAAUUGUAGAUGAGAAAAAUAAUGAUUGAUUAUUUAGUACAUAUAUUAUAAUGUGCAUGGGCUUAUUUCUAAGUUCAUUUCCUUUUGUGUUAUUUUACUGUCAAUAAGUAUGGAUUUUUUGUAUGAAGGAUUGAUAUAUUGAUCGUGUGUGAUGAAAGUUUUAACUUCUAGAACUUGAGAAUCAAAAGUACCUUAUUAAAAUUUAUGGAAGUGAACUUACAAAAUAUUACCAUGGAUAUUUGCCAAAAAUAGACAACUAUGACUGUUUAUAUGUUUUGACAUUAAUAUUGUAUUCAUUUAUGUACUUUUGUAUGCUGAUAUCAUAAAAAUAAUAUUUUCAAUCAUAUAGCUAUACUCAGGAUACCUACUUACAUGUUAAUUCAUUAUUUUUCAAGCAGUAUGCAAAGCAGCAUAGUGCAAUAUUUAAAGGCCUUUAUCAAACUCACCUUGUAUUUCUAAAGCACCUAAAUGUUAUAUUUUUUCUUGACUUAUGAAUACUUUAUUAGAUUAUUUCGCAAGGCACUAUUCAAUCCCACGACAGGACCAAUUUAAAAAUGUAUUUUAAUGUUCAUUCAGUUAAUAUAGGUAAGUUUAAAUAAUGAGUGCUUAUUUGUUAUUACAAAACACAAUAUUACUACUUAUAUUCUUUUUUAGACUACAAUUUUCUUUAACUUGUGCAAAUCAAUGUUCAUGUUGGAAAAUAAUGCUAGAAUUCAUAUAUUCGUGAAUAGAGGUAACCAUUCCCGUUUUUGUAAGGUUUUAUUUUAAAAUACGAAUUAUAAUUUGCUUUACACAACAUGUAGCCUUUUGUGAUAUUAAGCAUACAGGAAUCCUAUCAUAAUCUGCUGCUAUGUAAUAAACGAAAUAUUUUUAUAAAUAUCCAAA